Molecule: messenger RNA, 1443 nt
Organism: Penaeus indicus
Lineage: Eukaryota; Metazoa; Arthropoda; Malacostraca; Decapoda; Penaeidae
Product: beta-1,4-glucuronyltransferase 1-like
Exons: 6
Coding region: 46-1260 (404 amino acids)
Biological process (GO): protein O-linked glycosylation via mannose
Cellular component (GO): Golgi apparatus
Molecular function (GO): glucuronosyltransferase activity
Source: RefSeq, a predicted model, not a curated record
AGUAUUGAUCGUGUUUUCACAUCGUAACUAGUGGCACUCCCUGAGAUGGGUCUGAAUCGUCGAGAUUUAAUAGUAGUGACCCUGGUGAUGUUGCUAUUUAUGGCAAAACAGAUGUUCCAUGACGAGAGAUAUAAAAGAAGGAUUUACACUCUCUCUCCUGCACAUCCAACCGAGAUGGUGUCCCAGGCCUUUGCCAAUGUGGCCGAAAAGGGCAAAUACUCCAGCCACUCCUUUGUCUGGCCCGCUACACGGUGGGAGGAAGUUACCCGAAGUUCUCGAGUGUGUCUCGUUACCCAAGGCAGCGUCGACCGCAUCUUCUGGGUGGCUCGACAGGCUGAGGCUUUCAGAGGGCCAGUGUCCAUGGCCAUCUACGCUCCAGGCUCUGAUUAUGCCGUGGCCCUUGCUAUGGUAUCCUACUUGAAAUACUGCUUCCCCGCUGUUCAAGAGAACGUGUCCUUUCAUAUAAUGUACUCAAGGAAGUAUCCCCCCAAAUUCUCCACUGAAUACAAGGCACCUCCUCUUAGUUGUUCUGAUCCGGAAGGGGUAAACAGACUCUUGAUGGUUCUUCUGGGCAAAGAAAACAGCAUAAUAAAGCAUUACCCUCAAAAUCACAUGAGGAACCUGGCUCGGCGAGCUUGUCCUUGUGAAAAUGUCCUCACCGUCGAUAUUGACAUGGUGGCAGCACCCUACAUGAAUGGAAUGUUGUCCAAUUUUCUCAGCACUACGAAGCAGACUGCGCCAUGUAAAAAAUGCGCUUAUGUGGUACCACUCUAUGAAAUCCAGGACGAUGCUGAGUUUCCAAGGAAUAAGACUGAACUUUUGAAUUUGAUACAAAAUCACAGAGCUCGGAUAUUCCACGAGAAGGUGUACAGCAAAAAUCAGGGAAAUGCUCGAUUCCAUGAAUACUGGGAGAUACAACCAGACAAAGAAGAUUCAAGAAAAUAUCAAGUCCUUUAUGAUAUCGAAAACUACGAGGAGCGCUGGGAACCGAUUCUUGUUUUGCCGAUCAGUGCUCCUUUCUUUGACGAGCGAUUCGUAGGGUUUGGGUGCAAUCGCUAUAGUCAGGUUUACGAGCUCCAUCUACGCAAAUACAAUUUUAAGGUUUUGGACACAGCCUUUCUCGUCCAUCGCGGAUUCCAGACGAGAGCGAAAUAUCCUCACUGGCGCCCCAGGGAGAUUCAGGAGAAUCUAGAACGGUAUAAAGAGUUCAAGAAUGAAAUUCAUAAGAAACUAAAGAUUAAACAAAGUUUUCUUCUGUAAAAGAUAACUAUUUCUGCAAUGAUCUCCAUAUCUGAGGAAUGGUAUGUGCAUUACUGGUUUUCUGAAAUAAGAACGUACUGUUUUCUAGGUAUCUUCAUAUGUGCAAAAAAUUAAGAAGACCCUGAAGUAGACAGGGAAAUGUUUAUAUAAUCUUGAUGUAACUAAUUUAUACUAAAUAAAAAG